This is a messenger RNA of Sphenostylis stenocarpa, 594 nucleotides long. The record is from the annotation of a GenBank genome assembly. NCBI's taxonomy places the organism in Eukaryota, Viridiplantae, Streptophyta, Magnoliopsida, Fabales, Fabaceae.
AUGAGCGCUUCUAGGUUCAUCAAGUGCGUCACUGUUGGGGAUGGUGCUGUGGGCAAAACCUGCUUGCUUAUUUCCUACACCAGCAACACUUUCCCCACCGAUUAUGUGCCGACGGUUUUUGACAAUUUCAGUGCAAACGUGGUUGUCAAUGGGAGCAUUGUGAAUCUGGGUUUGUGGGAUACUGCUGGACAAGAGGACUAUAACAGAUUAAGACCUUUAAGUUACCGUGGUGCCGAUGUUUUCAUUCUUGCUUUCUCUCUCAUAAGCAAGGCCAGUUACGAAAAUGUCUCUAAAAAGUGGAUUCCAGAGUUGAAGCAUUAUGCUCCUGGUGUCCCCAUAAUUCUGGUUGGCACAAAGCUUGAUCUUCGGGAUGAUAAGCAGUUCUGCAUCGACCAUCCUGGUGCCGUGCCUAUCACCCAACCUCAGGGAGAAGAGCUUAGGAAGCUGAUUAAUGCACCAGCUUACAUUGAAUGCAGUUCAAAAACACAGGAGAACGUGAAGGCAGUGUUUGAUGCAGCCAUAAGAGUCGUCCUUCAACCACCUAAGCAGAAGAAAAAGAAGGGUAAAGGACAAAGGUCCUGUUCGAUAUUGUGA